Spizellomyces punctatus DAOM BR117 is the source of this 1765-nucleotide messenger RNA. RefSeq lists its product as uncharacterized. Gene Ontology annotation, biological process: mitochondrial outer membrane translocase complex assembly; establishment of mitochondrion localization; protein insertion into mitochondrial outer membrane. The coding region runs from base 43 to 1095 and encodes 350 amino acids. The transcript is spliced from 5 exons. Gene Ontology annotation, cellular component: SAM complex; ERMES complex. The record is from RefSeq and is a predicted model, not a curated record. Lineage: Eukaryota; Fungi; Chytridiomycota; Chytridiomycetes; Spizellomycetales; Spizellomycetaceae.
GUUAGAAUCGUUGCGUCGGUUGAUCGCACCGCCAAUUCCAUCAUGUUGGACUUUAUGGAAUACUGCCUUCGGCGGUAUUACUACUCUAUAAACUGGAGAGAGGACCAAUACUCUACCCUUUUGACCGACUCUCGCCGAUUACUAGACUUUGCCGUUCCGCAUGGCUUUAGCAUUACGUUAGGCAAGACAAUAUCACCAGUGUUGAAAGGGACCUACACACUAGGGAUACCCAACAUUCGCUCUGUGGGAUUUCUAUUUACUUCGGCACCACUGGAUUUACCGCCGAUGCACCUCAAAGACGAGGGCGGCUUGACCCCGAGCUGUGUAGACGAUCUAAAGGUCUAUGGAGCAGCCAGAAUAAAUAGUAGCAUACCGGUCGUUCCCUCGACGCACGAGGCGAUAAAGUCCUCUGACACUGGAAACUAUUUGGUAUAUGGACGACUGUUUGAAGACCUCCGUUUGGAAGCGCUGUACAGCAAAUCCCUCUCGCGUAAUACCCUCAUCGUUGCAUCUGGCGUGAAUUCCUGGAAGCCCAGAGCGCCAAACUCCUCUAGCUCGGUGAAUACUCAACUGCUCUAUUCGAGCUUGUCAUACAGCAGUGAACUCAGUUACAGCUCAGACGACCAUGUUAUCGGUUUGAGCGGGCUCUAUCGGUUCUCCGGCUCGAACUGGUCUGCUGGUUCGGAGGUUUACUACACUGCAAAGGAACGAAGUGGUGGACUCUCCCUCGGAGCGCGAUACAAGAACCCAUCCAAGCUUGACGCUCCAGCGGAACCCAAAACUGUUUUGACAUUUCUCGCAAACCCAAUGAUGGGACAUGUAAGCGCGAGCUAUGCAACGACAAUACGAAAGAAUCUUACGAUGGCAACACGGUACGACUUCAACGUGUACAGUUAUGAAGCGGAUCUGGUGCUUGGAGUUGAGUAUGCUCCUCCUGAGAAGGAACAACUUGUAAAGGCAAGGGUCAGCCUAUCUGAGGGUCUGGCAUUGAAACUGGAAGGCCAGUACAAAAGAGCAUUAUUUAGCAUUGGACUAAUGACACAGUUUGUUCACAAUCCACGACGGUCAAUCGGGAUAGAACUGCAAAUCUCUUGAUAUCCCUUGCUCAUCGUUGGCCCUUCAAAACCUCAACCACCAACGACCUUCACAAGGGCCGCUUCUGCUCUCCUUAACCACUCCGCGCACAUAAUUGUUGUUAGACGCUCUCCAUACCUACAGGCCCACUUACUACCGACUACCCCUGCUUUGUGCUAAAAGCGAAUCAGAACAAUAACUACCCGAGACGCUUCAUGCACAACCGCGUAUCGAUCAUGUAGCAUAAUCACAAGAGCACAGUUUGGAAACAAUUUUCCUCUAAGUUCGAGAUUUCACGAACGCACAAGAAUGGAAACAGUUCUAUCUAAUCAAUGAAUAUGAUGCAAUGCUGUCCUGUACAUAAAGAUUAUCACACGCUCGGAGCCUUCUUCGCUUGAGCAACAUCUGGGGGAACGUCGUCCAUCAUAUCGGGUGCCACUACAUCGGAGAGGCCGGCCAAUUUCCGGGUCAAUUUAAUCAUGGUGGCUAGUUCAUGAUCCUUGGCCAAACCAUGCGCCUGCCAUCUAAUACGACCUUGUGAAUCAACCAAGUUCACCCAACCUAGAACAUUAUUCGUCAUCCCCGCAGAACGUCGAGCAUCAGCGAUGGAGGAGUAGUGUAGUAGAUAUUUAUCCUAAACGGGAUGUUAAUUUAAUCGUUGAGAAAAUAUUGAUGGCGAGUAGAACACAAA